Messenger RNA from Naegleria lovaniensis, 663 nucleotides. RefSeq lists its product as uncharacterized. The coding region runs from base 1 to 663 and encodes 220 amino acids. NCBI's taxonomy places the organism in Eukaryota, Heterolobosea, Eutetramitea, Acrasida, Naegleriidae. The record is from RefSeq and is a predicted model, not a curated record. The transcript has a single exon.
AUGAAUUUAUUGGAGCAAUCGUUAACGUCCAACGUGCACAAUGAAAAGAGCUCUUCAACUCCCACAGAGGAAGAGGAAUUGGAGGACGAAAAUUGGGACAAUUGGGAUGAAAACUUUGAUGACGAAGAGGACCAACCAAAAAAUAACAAAUCACAAGCAGAGGUGUCACAAUCACUACAACAUGACCUCGAUUGCCACUUUAAAACUAUGAACGCAAUCAAAAAGCAACGACAAUAUUUCCAAACGCUGGAUAAAUUGGCAGGAAACGACAAUGUUUUCAUCUUUGAUAGUUACAGUGGCAAUUUGGGGAAUAUUGAAACUCCAUUUCGAUCCAUGUGCAAACAAUUGGCAUAUAUUCUCGGAGAAGUGGAUCAAUGUUCUGAUCUUGUGCACAAUGCUUCACUGCUGAGCCAGCUGACAAACACGUUUGGGUUCGUGUUUCAGUCACAAAAGGCCAAAUUAAUUCGAAAUGAAUCCAGUACUAUCAUUAUUUUUGUCGUUGGAGGUAUUACAGGUGGAGAAAUUGCAGACAUUAAGGAAAUGAUUGGAUUUAAUUUACGAGAAAAAGGUCAACAUUCACCUUAUUUUGGAAAAAAGGUAUGGAUUGGAUCGACACAUGUCACCAGUUCAGAACAAAUUAUGGAUCAAGUUCUUCAAUUAUAA